AUGAGGAGCCUUGUCCCCCUGACCUUCUUUCUGGCAUCAAUGCCCUCUCUCAGUGUGGCAGAAGACAGAUUUUACUACAUAGGCAUUAGAGAAACUACUUGGGACUACGCGCCUACCGGGAGAAAUAUGCUCAAUGGAAAGGUUUUUUCAGAAGAUGAGGAGUUCCAAUCCAAAAUAUUUCUUCAAAGAGGUCCAGACAGGAUAGGAUCUGUGUAUAAAAAGGCAUUAUAUUACCAGUACACGAAUAAGACGUUUCAAAGCAUCAUUGAAAAGCCAUCCUGGUUGGGAUAUUUAGGUCCAAUCAUAAGAGGAGAGACUGGAGACUACAUUUAUGUGCAUGUAAAAAAUUUUGCUUCCAGAGCAUACAGUUUUCAUCCUCACGGACUCACCUACAGUAAAAGCAACGAAGGUGCUGUCUACCCGGAUAACAGCACGGCGGCACAGAGGGAUGAUGACUACGUGAUGCCUGGGGAGGAGUACAUCUACAAGUGGUAUGUGGACGAGAAUCAGGGGCCUGGCCCCAGUGACGGCGACUGCGUGGUCAGGAUGUACCACUCCCACCUAAACACUGUCAGAGAUGUGGCUUCGGGCCUGAUCGGACUGGUUCUGACUUGUAAAGGAGGGAUCCUGACAGGAGGCAUAGAAAUUUAUAUCGACAAGUCUUAUGCUAUGAUGUUUUCUAUCACUGAUGAAAACAAUAGCUGGUAUAUUGAUGACAACAUUAAGACAUACACUGAACCUGGCAAGGUGAAUGCUAGUGAUCCGGACUUUCAGGCGAGCAAUAAAAUGGCUGCAAUAAAUGGAUACAUGUAUGGAAACCUGCCUAUUCUCACCAUGUGCGUGAAUGACAGCGUCCACUGGUAUUUCAUCGGCAUCGGUAACAUCGUGGACGUGCACCCCGUUUUCCUCCAGGGACAAACGCUGAUCUUCCGGAACCACAGAAAAGACAUCAUCACCAUACUUCCCGCUUCAAUGCACGAUGCUUCCAUGGUGGCCAAGGGUCCUGGGGAGUGGAUGCUGGGAUGUCACAUCCACGCAAGCAUGCAGGCUUUUUUUGAUGUAAGGAAUUGCCAAAAUACCUCCACAAACAUUACCCGCACAAAUGUGAAACAUUACUACAUUGCUGCAGAAGAUAUUCUAUGGAACUAUGCUCCAUCUGGGAUAAAUGUUUUCACUGGAAACAGAUUAACAGCACCUGGAAGUGAGUCCGAGAUCUAUUUCGAAAGGGGUGCUACCAGGAUUGGAGGGACUUACCGAAAAAUUGUUUACCGUGAAUAUACAAAUGCAUCCUUCACGGAGCAGAAGGCAAGAGAAGAGCAUUACGGAAUCCUUGGCCCUGUUCUCAAGGCAGAAGUAGGGCAGAGCCUCAAGGUCACGUUCUACAACAAUGCUUCCGUGCCGCUCAGCAUUCAGCCUCAAGGGCUGCGUUACAGCAAGAACAACGAGGGCGCAUUCUACAGAACACCUGGAGAAAGUGUCCCUCCACGGUCCUCACACGUAAAUCCUGGCACACAAUUUGUGUACACGUGGCAUGUUCCCAUAGAGGUGGGUCCCACCCCCACUGACCCUGACUGCUUGACCUGGUUAUACUACUCUUCCACAAACAAGAACAGAGAUACCAACAGCGGCCUUGUCGGGCCCCUUCUCGUGUGCAGAAAUGGGAGUCUUGGACCAGAUGGUAAACAGAAAGGAGUAGACAAAGAGUUCUACCUGCUGGCCACAAUAUUUGAUGAAAAUCACAGUCAUCUCUUAAAAGAAAAUAUCAAGACAUUUACCACAAAGCCUCAAAAGGUGGAUAAAGAAGAUCCAGCCUUCCAACAGUCCAACAAGAUGUACUCUCUAAAUGGAUACAUGUAUGGAAACCUGCCUGGACUGGAUAUGUGUGUGGGAGACAACGUUUCGUGGCAUGUUCUCAGUGUGGGAUCGGUGUCAGAUUUACACGGGAUAUAUUUUGCAGGAAAUACCUUCACUUCCUUAGGCUCAAGGAUGGACACUGUCAGCCUCCUGCCCUACAUGUCCCAGACGCUUGCUAUGACACCUGAUGCCAUAGCUACAACGGACAGAUUUCUUGGGACAAAAUACAAGAAAGUGGUGUACCGUGAGUAUGAGGAUAUAACAUUCACAAACCAAGCAAAGAGAAGUGAGGACCAAAAACACCUGGACAUACUAGGUCCAUUAAUAAUUGUACACCCUGGUUCUGCACUCCAGAUCGUAUUUAAAAACAAAGCCUCAAGACCGUACUCCAUUCAUUCUCAUGGAGUGACAACCAGCUACUCCACUGCUGUCCCCACACAGCCAGGAGAAAUUCAGACAUAUAUCUGGAAGAUUCCUGAAAGAAGCAGUCCUACCUCAAAGGACUUUGAGUGCAUACCUAUGGUUUAUCUCUCAACUGUGGACUACCUUAAGGAUUUGAACAGCGGUUUGAUAGGGACCUUGGUCAUAUGUCGCAAGGACAGCAACCCCAGCCUGCUUCACCGUGUUCUUCUCUUCAUGGUUUUUGAUGAGAACGUAUCCUGGUACUUCAAAGAGAAUAUCGAAACGUAUGCUUCAGACCCAGACAACAUUGAGAAGGAGAACGAUGUGUUUGAACUCAGCAACAAAAUGCACGCAAUUAAUGGAAGAAUGUUUGCAAACAAUCAAGGUUUUACAUUCCACGUUGGAGAUGAAGUGAAUUGGUAUUUGAUUGGCAUUGGAGGUGAAAUUGACCUGCACAUGGUUCAUUUUCAUGGCCACAGCUUUUUAUACACGGAUUCCGGACUGUACCACUCUGAUGUGAAGGACCUUCCUCCUGGGAUCCUUAGCACCGUGAAGAUGUUUCCAGUGGACGUUGGAACCUGGCUACUUCAUUGCCACGUGAACGGUCACAUCAUAGCCGGAAUGCAGACCGUUUACACCGUGGUUGAAAGGGAAGCAGAAGUGUCUCCUUGAUACGACUGUGGAGAACAGAGCGAACGCACCCGCAGAAGCGAAACUCCAUGGAAGAAGGCAUUGGGGUCAGUGCUAAAGGCUUUCAUGA
Molecule: messenger RNA, 3016 nt
Organism: Echinops telfairi (small Madagascar hedgehog)
Lineage: Eukaryota; Metazoa; Chordata; Mammalia; Afrosoricida; Tenrecidae
Product: ceruloplasmin
Exons: 18
Coding region: 1-2928 (975 amino acids)
Biological process (GO): iron ion transport
Cellular component (GO): plasma membrane
Molecular function (GO): copper ion binding; oxidoreductase activity
Source: RefSeq, a predicted model, not a curated record